Setaria italica (foxtail millet) is the source of this 3792-nucleotide messenger RNA. Its product is annotated as putative pentatricopeptide repeat-containing protein At5g08310, mitochondrial. NCBI's taxonomy places the organism in Eukaryota, Viridiplantae, Streptophyta, Magnoliopsida, Poales, Poaceae. The transcript is spliced from 5 exons. The coding region runs from base 128 to 2620 and encodes 830 amino acids. The record is from RefSeq and is a predicted model, not a curated record. Gene Ontology annotation, molecular function: protein binding.
CCCUAACUUGUCCGCUUGUCGCAUCGCGCUGCUGGAAAAUCAAAUUGGAACGCGCCCGAGCUCUCCCCGGCUCCCGCCCCGACGCCACCGCCCAAGGCGCAGGCCAAGCUCGCCGCCGGCCAUUCCCAUGUCUCUCGGCCGCCUCGGCCGCGCACGCGCGUCGCUCUCCCUGCUCCGGCCCUUCACCACCACCACCACCACAGCAGCAGUCUCCCCACCCGCGGCCUUCCUCGCCCACAACCUGCUCGACGAAUUCUCCCGCCCGCGCUCCACCCGCGACGCGGCCCGCCUCCGCCGCCUGGCCGCGUACCUCUCGCCGCCCGCCGCGGAGUCCGUCAUCCUACGCCUCCCUUCCUGGCGUCACGCUCUCGACUUCUUCCAGUGGGCCGCCGAGCAGCCGGGUUUCUGCCACUCCUGCUACUCCCUCAACGCCAUGGUAUCCCUCCUGCCCCCACACCAGCGCGCGCACCUUGACCGCCUCGCUGGAGACGCGGUCGCAUCGCGCUGCUCCAUGACACCUGGGGCACUUGGGUUCCUCCUACGCCGCCUCGGUGCCGCUGGCCUCCCGGACACGGCCGCCCGCGUCUUUGAUGCGUCGAGGACUACUCUCAGCUGCAUCCCCAACUCAUACACGUACAACUGCCUCCUCGACGCGCUCGCCAAGGCUGGUCGUGCGGACGAAGCUGAGGUGAGGUUGCGCGAGAUGGUAGAGAGUUGUGGUGACGAGAGUGUCGACAGGUACACGCUCACCUCACUCCUGCAGUGCUAUUGCAACGCGGGCCGUCCUGACGACGCAAACACCGUGUUCCAGAGGAUGAGUGAGAAGGGAUGGGUCGAUGAACACGUGCUGACGACGCUUGUAGUGGCGUUCAGCAAGUGGGGGAAGGUAGACAGAGCAGUUGAGCUGGUGGGGAGGAUGGAGGCACUGGGGAUGAGGCCAAGCGAGAAGACAUUGAGUGUUCUUGUCCAUGGGUUUGCCAAGCAGGGCAGGGUCGACAUGGCCAUGGAGGUGUUUGACAAGAUGGCCAGAUAUGGAUUCUGUGUGGAUUUGGUGAUGUACAGUGUGUUAAUUGAGGGUCUGUGUCAGGGAAACUUGAUCGGGAAGGCAGUUCACUUGUUCAAGGAAAUGAAGAGGAAUGGGGUUGCUCCUGAUGUCCGCUUACUCAAAAAGAUAAUUGAGACAUUCUGUAGCAAAGGACAUUUCACUACUGCUGUUCCAUUCAUCAAUGAAAAUGCAGAGCAUCUGAAACCUAGCGGUGUCGUCUCAUUAUAUAACGUAGUUCUAGAAGGGCUUGUUAAUAGUGGAGACAUAGAAGCAGCCUAUCAGUUGCUCAGGUCCAUGGUGCAUGGUGGUCAAAGGGUUAGUAAUGGUAACACCGGCGGUUUGCAUCUGUUUGUUAUCAGUGAAGGUGUUAAACCAAACUCUGAUUCAUUUAACAUUGUUGUGUGUGGCCUUUGUAAGUUUAAGAAACUGGAUCUGGCCUUGGCUCUCACAAAGGAAAUGAUUGUGCUCGAUUGCAAGGGAAAGCUUUUGAUGUUCAAUAAUUUGAUACUUGAGUUUUGCAAUUCAGAUAGACUUGAUGAAGCAUAUGAGAUGUUUAACAAAAUGAAGGAUCUUGGUUUGAAACCCUCAGAGUUCACAUACAAUUCAUUGUUUUAUGGCAUUUGUAGAAGAAAAGACAUUAAUGCUGCCAUUGAUCUACUGAGGGAUAUGCGGACAAAUGGACACAAACCAUGGAUUAAGAACUGCACAGAGAUGGUGCAACAGCUUUGUUUCGGUGGCAGGAUAACAGAAGCCUUGCAAUUUCUUGAUGAAAUGCUUAAAAUGGGUUUUCUUCCUGACAUUGUCACAUACUCUGCAGCCAUGAAUGGAAUGUGCAAAACAGGAGAUAUAGACAAUGCACUAGAGCUUUUCCGUGACAUUUCAUCCAAAUAUUAUCUUCCUGAUGUGGUGGCACAUAAUAUCUUGCUGAAUGGAUUCCGAAAAUCAGGUAAAUUUAACGAGGCACAAGAAAUAAUGGAAGAAAUGUUGAGUAAGGGGCUGUUUCCUUCUGUAGUUACCUACAAUCUUAUGAUUGAUAUUUGGACCAAGUCUGGCAGGAUUGACAAAGCAAUAGCUUGCUUUAAUAAAAUGAGUGAUGAAGAGAAGCUACCAACGGUUGUUACAUAUACAAGCUUGAUAGAUGGACUCUGUAGUGCUGGAAGACCUGAUGAAGCCAUUGUUUUGUGGUGCAAAAUGAGGGAAAACAGUUGUGCUCCAAGUGAGAUAGCAUAUACUGCUUUAAUAAAUGGAUUGUGCAGGUGUGGUCGAAUAGAGACUGCACUGAGCUAUUAUGAAGAGAUGAAGAUGAAUGGUUAUGACUUAGAUAUUUUUUCCCUAUUACAUUUCACAAAUUUUUUGAUAUCACAUGGGCAUGCCAGCAAAGGAUGUGAUCUUUUAAAAGAAGUUCUCCAAAAAGAUGUGGUGCACAGUAAUAAUAUGAAAAUGAUAGGCUUUAUAAAUAAAGCAGUUGAGGAGCUGUCUAAUGAUGGAAGGACAUAUUCAGAUAUCAAGAUACUUGUAGAUAAAUAUUUACUUUCAGGGGAUCAAACUAUACAUAAUGAAGAUGGAAGCAAAUGAGACCUGUUGCUGGCAUGCGCUUUGUGUGUCCUCAAGUCUGUCUCUAACCAAAGAGUAAUGGUGUCAGCUGUGAGAUUCCAACUUGUGUAUAUUGUACUUUGUUUUUGCCUACACAUGUUGCUGCUUCAUGCAACAUCUUUAUGUGGGAAGACCUUACAUAAUCUACUUUCAAGAUGUUGCUUCUUUGUGUAUUUCUGGGUUCCAUUCAGAAGUGCUAUUUUGAUGCUAUAUCAGAGUCAGCUUAUCAUAAUUCAACCAUCAUACCAGUACUGGGAAAGGUUGGAGGAAGAUGGUGUAUCAUCAUUUUGUGUAGGGCAUGCUCAUCAUAUGGUGAUGUUGAGGGUUGAGCAUGUGAUAUUAUGGCAAAUUGCAAACACAAGUCUAAAGAAAUACUAUAUGUUCUUUUGACCAUACUGUAGGAAUAGAGGAAGAGGAUAUACAAGUGCCUUUCUUAAUAAAGAAUAUGAAGAUUAUGCGAUGCAGAAGGUAAGAACCAUCUGCACGGUGACAGCGGUGUGAAAGAACCUGGAGUGUGCAUGUGAAGGAUGCUUCUAUAGUGUUAUUUUUAAUUAAAAGGUUUUAUGAUUACUGAUUUAUUGUGUGAUUUCAAAGCUAGCGUGGGAGGUGGUUUAUGCCAAAAAGAAAAGAAACGAAAAGAAAAGAAGAGAAGAGAAGAGAGGCUAGACAGGAGAAAACAGUUCUUCUGAAAGAAAGAAUAAUUGAUCAAUCCAUCAUGGUGUGAGGUUCUAGUGAGGAUGAUUAUAGAUAUCAAGCUUGUCCAAGAUGCUAUGCGUGGUAGAUCUUAGAAAUCAGAAGGCAGAAACAGCUCUGCUGAAGCAGUACAAUCCAUGUUUAGUAUCCUUAACUGCGUAUAGUUCAUUAUGUGGCCAAGUUUCUCGCGGCGGCGGACCGGUUAGAGCGUUAAACACAGGGAGUCGUUGAAACUCCUGUCCCAAUCCGGGUUCGAAGCACAGUACCUUCUUACAGAUUCUCCCAUGGUCAAGUUUCCGUAAAGUAUACUGUGUGAGUGCAUGAGGAUACUUGGUGUUCGCCAUUGUUUGUUUGGCUUAUACAUGCUCGGUUGUUCAGUUGACACACCUGCAUGUCCAUCACAAGUGUUCUAGUAUAUGUUUUCGUCAACAAUAAUGAAGAUGGUGCGUAACUUUCCUCUA